GGGUUCAGAGGAAACGAAGAGAGGAAAGUUGCGAGCUUGAGGGAUUUAAAGGAAAGGAAUCUGUUCAAAAGGAAAAAGCGAGAGAGGGAAGAAGAGAAAGUCGUGCUGCUGACUACUGUAGACAGAGAAGAGAGAGGAGAGUGUUAAUGGACUCAGAAACCUUGGCAUCCAUGGAGCCCAAUCUCCAAAGCCCUGCCGCGAAAUCUCCGGCGCCACAACUACCGCCGCCGUCGACGCCACAAUCCUCUCAAGUUUUGCGGCAGUGGAGGCCGGCGGCGCAGCGGAAUAUCAAAAACCAGUGGUUGAAAUUGGUUUCUCUCUGGAAGGAUUGGCUCUCUUCCUCCUCCUCCGCUCGCUCGCACGCCACUUCUCUAGUGAACUCUUAUCUCUCGCAGAGGUACAUGGAUGGAAUGGAGUUGGGAGUUUUGAGUGAUGUGCCAGAUAUAAGAAAGAAAGCAUGCCAUAAGUUAUCCAGGCAGCAGGUGACCAAUAGAAGUAACCUCUUGUCAUCCUACAAAAAUAUGGUUGGCAUUGUAACUCAGAUGGUCAACACUUCUAGAUCCAUGAGGUGUUAUCUCAGAGGGACCAGCAGCAGCCCAAUUAUACAGUUUUCUAGCAACCAAGAUAACCAGAAUGACACUGGCGAUGGUGGCGGAGUUCCUGUGUUCACAUUUUUGGCAAUCGCUUCUUUUGAGAAAAUGGCGGAAGAGUUGGUUCAAAUGUUAAAAUCUGAAAUGAGUUUAAAGCGGUUACUUGUAAUGGAGUUGUGCUCCAUUAGUGACAAAGAUAACAACAGCAUUGUUUGGUCAGAGGAGUUAUAUCCGGGGGAGUUUGAUGAUCUCAUUAUAUGCGGUUUGUACUCCGAUGAAGCUAGUGAGCUAAUCUUUCCAAGUGACGCAAGUUACAAAUCAGAUAUGCCUACAAAUUUAUCUGGCCAUCAAGAAGAGCGGAAUGUUCUCCAGGUAUACUUAACAACAUGGCUUGCAGAAGUGAAGAUUGACAGAUUGAGGAUCGAUGAAAUAUUCGCCAUAGUAGGAGAGGAAGUUCACAUUACUCUCUCUUCUUGACCAUGGAAGCUGGAGGCUGGAGCUAUGCCUAUAACAAAGACUAAUUUUGUACACUUCAUCUUGUACUUGUACAUUGAUACCUAUAACAAAGACUAAUUUUGUACACUUCAUCUUGCGAUUAUUUCAUAUCUUAUCUUGUGACUGUAAAUACAUAAUGUGUUAACUGAA
Ipomoea triloba (trilobed morning glory) is the source of this 1235-nucleotide messenger RNA. RefSeq lists its product as uncharacterized. NCBI's taxonomy places the organism in Eukaryota, Viridiplantae, Streptophyta, Magnoliopsida, Solanales, Convolvulaceae. The transcript is spliced from 9 exons. The record is from RefSeq and is a predicted model, not a curated record. The coding region runs from base 147 to 1067 and encodes 306 amino acids.